Danaus chrysippus (African queen) is the source of this 627-nucleotide messenger RNA. The record is from the annotation of a GenBank genome assembly. Lineage: Eukaryota; Metazoa; Arthropoda; Insecta; Lepidoptera; Nymphalidae.
CUGUACAUCGGCAGUGGACAAAGGCGUGCUUUGCCGUGUAUCGAGGCGAGCGUUGUAGCCGCUACAGGAGCCGCGCGGGGUGGUGUGGCGCGCCGCGGGACCCCUCACUGCCGCUGGGACGACGGCCCGAGAACAGUGUGUGAAGAGCAUCGCCACACUUUAGAGGAGCGUCCCUUCGUACAGUCCACAGCUAGCUUGUCCCCUCUGAUAAACAGUCCAAGGGGCUAUUAUCUCAUAAAAUCCAACUGCAAGUUUCCCGGCGGCUGGUCCGCCGUGGUUCGUGCUUGGUCGGAGUUGCAGCUCGUCGUGGGUGUAUCGCACGUGAAGUCUCUCGCGCCGGAGGUCCGUGCCCCCUCGCCCGGAAAACCCAAAACAACGCGGCCGGGUCCUGUGUGUGGCCUUGACGUCAGGAUGUAUACACUUGCCGCGUAUUCAUCCCGCCCUUUGUCCAGAUCCGGCCUUCCCUCGCUUCGAUUAGACGGUUUCUUGGUCCGCCCUUGGGGGUCCCGUUGUCGGCCCUGUAACCAGGCGCAGGGCCUGUGGUGUUGGGGGGGGAACUCGCUCAGAGACGCACCGGGUCUGUGGGAGCCCCGCCCCCUAGAACCAUGGGGGGAGCUGGAGGGUUAA